This is a messenger RNA of Thermothielavioides terrestris NRRL 8126, 905 nucleotides long. RefSeq lists its product as uncharacterized. The record is from RefSeq and is a predicted model, not a curated record. The transcript has a single exon. The coding region runs from base 21 to 905 and encodes 294 amino acids. NCBI's taxonomy places the organism in Eukaryota, Fungi, Ascomycota, Sordariomycetes, Sordariales, Chaetomiaceae.
AACGGAGUGAAGCCGCCGCCAUGGGUUGGUUCUGGCAGCCCUCCCCCUCGCCCAAGCCUCAGCCCGAGGGCUCGAGCGACAGCCCCGCGGUAGCCUCGUCCACUGCCGCACCACCGGCAGCGACGCAGCGACCGCCCGCCGAGUCCCAGUCCGGGCCCGAGCCCGACGCCGCCGAGCGCGAACUGGCCUUGUUCAUGCACAUGCUCCUAAAAGACACCCAAUCCUCGUCCUCGUCCUCAUCCUCCCAACCCUCAGCACAGCAAGAGCAGCAGCAGCAGCAGCCGCCGCAAACGCCCUCGUCCACCUCCAAACCCGAGCCACCGUCUUCCUGGUUCUCCUGGGCAUCAGCCAGAUCCCGCGGCGAGCCCCCCGCCGCCGGCCCCUCUUCCGAACAACAACAAGAUCAACAGCCCAGCAAGGCAGGCUCCAAACCGCCUCGCACGCGAACUCCCCAAUCGCUCGCCAUGUCCGAGCACCUGCUCCCGACGAGCAUGUCGUGCCGCGACGCGUUCGACUACGCAUGGCACUGCCACACGCCGGGGGCGCAGUGGAACGCGGUGUACCGGUACGGCAGCGUGCGCCCGUGCACGGAGCUGUGGGACGACUUCUGGUUCUGCAUGCGGACCAAGUCGCUGGCGCCCGCGGCGCGGGCCGAGGCCGUGCGCGCGCACUACCGCGCCAAGGAGGCCGCCAAGUACGGCGGCGGCCGGCCCAGCAGCGAGGACGUGUGGGAGAGCCGCGACGAGCGCGUGGCCCCCGGCACCGCCUUCCAGGCCAAGUUCGAGCCGCCGAUCGCCGACGACGACGAGUUCCGCCGGGCCGAUGCCGAGCGGAGGAGGCGGAUCCGGGAGGCGAUGGGAGCCGAGAAGGGGGAGCAAGGGCGAGAAGGGAGCGAGAGGAGAUGA